Messenger RNA from Condylostylus longicornis, 1010 nucleotides. RefSeq lists its product as uncharacterized. Lineage: Eukaryota; Metazoa; Arthropoda; Insecta; Diptera; Dolichopodidae. Gene Ontology annotation, cellular component: BORC complex. The transcript is spliced from 4 exons. Bases 231 to 548 code for a protein of 105 amino acids. The record is from RefSeq and is a predicted model, not a curated record.
GUUUUUAGAGAAUUUUUAAAUUAUUUAUUAUAUGUAGAUUUUCAAAAAUUUAAAAAUAAGUGGAAUUGUAUUAAUAACAUUGUAAUUUCAAAGUUAUCCAAAAGUAUUUAAUUUAUUUAUAAACUGUAAAUUGAGGAAGAAGAAUAAUUGUCAUUUCAAGAAGCUACAAACAAGAGAAAAAUAUUUAUUUUCUGGAAUUGAGAUAUAAAUAAUUUCAUAAAAUAGCUAAAAUGGCAUCAGCUUCAAGCAGCAGUGCUAGACAUUUAUUUGCUGAUAGCAAAAAAAGGUUGGCGGACAGGGUAGCUGUCAAUGUAAAUAAUAUUGGUUCUGUUUCAAGGCAAAUUGUUCGUGGUUCUAAAACUAACGAGAUUUUAUCACAAACAAUUCGAGAUUUUGCUCAAUGUGAAUCAGCUAUGGAUAACUCAAGUGAGAAUCUCCAUAAAAUGGAAUUAAUUCGUCAACAUAUGGGCUAUCAAUAUGAAUCAAUUAGUCAAAAUGCAAUUAAUUUGGAAUAUAUUCAUGAGCAAGUGACAGCGAUGGAAAGAUGAUUUGAAAUCAGUUUAUAAAUUAUUGUGCUUUAUGUUCUUGAAUUUUAAAUUGGUUUUAUUUUUAAUCUUAUUGUAAAAGUAUUCCCAAUUUCAUUAUUAUAGAAGUUUAUCAAAAUUUUGUAUUAAAAUUGGUCGUCUUGUUAUUAGUAUGUUCUUAAAUACUUUGUAUUGAAUUAUAUUAAAAUAUAUUAAAAUGUUUAAUAUAACAUAUGUAUAUUAAAAAUUGUAUAGAAAUAAUUCCUCAAAUAAUAGAAUUAAUGUGAAAACUGUUUAUUUUGCUUAAUUCAAUUUAAAAUAAUUAUUUUAAGCUACUUCCAGAUAUCUGAUCGAAUGUUUAAAAUUUCUUAAUAAAUUUUAAUUAGGUAUAUAAGUAUAUGUAUAAUAUGUAUUAAAAAUAUGUAUUAUUAAUCAAAAUUAAAAAUUUAUAUUAAAAAUAAAGUUUUAGUUAUGUAUGUAUGUAUA